Asparagus officinalis (garden asparagus) is the source of this 2386-nucleotide messenger RNA. RefSeq names its product BEL1-like homeodomain protein 9. The coding region runs from base 657 to 2201 and encodes 514 amino acids. NCBI's taxonomy places the organism in Eukaryota, Viridiplantae, Streptophyta, Magnoliopsida, Asparagales, Asparagaceae. The transcript has 5 exons. Gene Ontology annotation, molecular function: RNA polymerase II cis-regulatory region sequence-specific DNA binding; DNA-binding transcription factor activity, RNA polymerase II-specific. The record is from RefSeq and is a predicted model, not a curated record. Gene Ontology annotation, biological process: regulation of transcription by RNA polymerase II.
UGAUUAUGGUUCAAGAAGCGAGGGUAUAUCCGACUGUUGGGUGGAUGUCAUUUUCACGGAGGGGCUCUCUCUCUGAUCCGCGCUUUUAAUAGGAGACGAGUCUUGACUUCUCUUCGCUCAUUGCUCGCGCUCACGUGGGAGGGUUCGUCGCCGUCGAGCUUAUCUGCGACCGACGAUCUAUAUCCCGCCAUUUUUCGUCGUCCAUCCUAAAGCUCUCUCCACAAUACGCAAGAAUAUGAAAAUGGCUGCCCAACCUUACAGUCGUUGUUAAAGAUCGCUGAGUUAUUUAUAUUCAAUGUCUCAAGGAUUAGAGCAUCACGUAGCACAGCAAAGUCGCCGAGACAAGCUCCGAGUUCAAAACCAGCAAUUCGUCAACUGCAAUCAAAACCCUAAUAUCAACCAAGAGCUAAUCUACAACUGCACCAACAUGAUCACCAAUUCUCCGGCCGCAAUUCUUGAUUUUUCUAGCCAUGAUUCUGAUUGGAUCACGAAUCAGAUCAACCCUAACCAUCCUUUGCUUCAAUCCCAUCUCUAUCAUUUGCCUACAAGUACCACCACUGAGUUGAUCUCUGCAGUUCAUGAUGGCCAUAGCUUGCCGUACCAAAAUACCCUUCAAGCUAUCGUUGGUUCUUCAUUAGGGUUAGAAGGAGCCGCCAAUGAGCAGCAGCCAGCGAGCAGCAGCAGCAGCAGCCAGCAGCUGUUUCAGUCACCUGAAUGUUGAAGAUAACAAGGUAGCCGCUAACGAGACGCAAGGUCUGUCGUUGUCGCUUGCUUCGAAACCCUUGGUGGAAUUGCAUAUGCCGUCGUCACAGGGACAGAUUAGCCCGCCGGCAGCCAAGUUGUUGAUGAUGGAUCCUCGCCGGUCUGUAGGCCCGCUUGGGCCUUUUACUGGGUAUGCUACGAUUUUGAAGAGUUCGAAGUUUUUGAGCCCGGCACAGCAGUUGUUGGAUGAGUUCUGCAGCGCGGUGACUGGUGCAAAGGCGACAAAGCAGGAGCAAUAUGGUCAUGAUCAUCGAAAUCGUAACAUGAGUUUUGUAGGAGUAGGAGGAAGCGGAAGCGGGAGUCAUUGUGAUGAUGGGAGCAAUUAUAGGGUGAAGGGAGGGAAUUCAGUGGCAUCUUCGUCUUCAUUUCAUAAUUCGAUGGAGGUGGGAAGUGCUAGUGAGGGCGGCGCAGGGGUAGGCAGUGGAUCGAGUUGUUCGAUUGAGCAGCCCGAGAUUCAGCAGAGGAAGGUGAAGCUGUUGUACUUGCAGGAAGAGGUAUGCAGAAGGUACAAGCAGUACCACCAACAGAUGCAAAUGGUGGUAUCAUCCUUCGAGUCUGUGGCAGGUCUUAGUGCAGCCACACCCUACACUUCAUUGGCCCUCAAGGCCAUCUCCAAGCAGUUCAGGUCUAUAAAACAUGCUAUAUCCAAUCAGCUCCGUCACAUGAGCAGAAUCCUUGGAGAAGAUUUCAUCUCAUCUCCCAGUUCGAGUUCUAGAGGUGAAACCACGAUGACUCCUCAAUUGAAAUAUUUGGAUCAGAGUCUUAGAAGACAGAAAGCAAGUGAGAACGCAAGUUUAAGCUUCUUGGAUAAUAAUCAGCCUGUAUGGAGGCCUCAAAGGGGGCUCCCUGAGAGGGCUGUUUCAGUGUUGAGAGCUUGGUUGUUUGAGCAUUUCCUUCAUCCAUAUCCUACGGAUACUGAUAAGCAUAUGUUGGCUACUCAAACUGGGCUGACAAGGAAUCAGGUUUCAAACUGGUUCAUCAAUGCUCGGGUGAGACUGUGGAAGCCAAUGGUAGAAGAGAUCCACAUGCUCGAAUCCAAAGGGAUGGCUGAAAUGGACCUUAAUUCCUCCAACAAGAACGACAGAAAAUCGAUCAUGGACAAUAUCAGAGGGCAGCCUUUAUCUGAUCAGGGAUCAGAAUCUCAGUCUAACAAGAAAUUUGAUUGUUCUUCAAUGGACCCUAUUGCCCAUGACUCCAGCUCGAUUAGCAAUAUGGAGCAGUGGCAUAGAGAGAAACGAUCAAGGAUGGAAGAAUGUACAGUUGCAGGAGGCAUUGAUGGCGGUUUGAUGAGUUUCGGAUACCAAGGUGGGAUGAUGGAUGUUGGGGGGCUUGGAUCGGUCUCUCUCACAUUAGGCCUUCAACACAAUGAGGAUGCUCAACAGCAAGAGCAGCAGAUGAGGCACUUUGGAAGUCAUAUGCUUCAUGAUUUUGUUGGCUGACCAUUUGUUUCUUUGUUGUAGUUACGAUCAGAAGAGUGAAGGAGUCUAAUUGAAGGAUAGAUCGAGUACAAGUGAGCGAGGUUUUGUUUUGUAAUGGGGUUCGCUUGUACUGGGAUCAUUUACUGUGUAAUGAUUCACUGAUGUAUCUUGUAUGAUGAUGCAUUGCAAUAUAUGUAGUUACGUUA